AUGGCAACACGGUAUAACGUGAACUGCGAAAACACAACACUUGACAUCAUGGCAGCGGCGCUGUGCAAUGUAACCAGUCUAGUCACGGGUGACGUCGACGUUUAUUUUGCCUCUAAUCCGACGACCUCGUCCUUUCAGGCAACUAACUCGUACAGCAACUUUUCUAAGCGAGGCAGUCCCUCCCGAGGGCUGGGCAUGGACAUCCAGAUCCCCCUCUACGCGGUUAUUUUCCUGUUGUCUCUGGUGGGCAACAUGCUGGUGAUCGUGACGAUAAUCCAGAACAAGAAGAUGCGCACCGUGACCAACGUCUUCCUCCUCAACCUCUCCCUCAGCGACCUCCUCCUGGCAGUCUUCUGCAUGCCCUUCACCCUCAUCCCCCUCCUCCUGAAAAACUUCAUCUUCGGAGAGACCAUGUGCAUCAUGAUUCGAUAUUUUCAAGCUGUGUCUGUGGCCGUGAGCUGCUUCACGCUGGUGGCCAUAUCCCUAGAGCGCUACUUCGCCAUCUGUCGUCCUCUCCAUUCGCGCUCCUGGCAGACGUUAUCGCACGCCUACAAGGCCCUGGCCGUCUGCUGGUUCUUUGGCCUCUUCAUCGCCAUCCCGAUCGCCGUGUACCACCGCCUGACGUCACGGCCCCGCCUGGCCAUCAGCAUGUGCCGCGAGCAGUGGGACAACGAGGCCUGGGAGAAGGCCUACACCAUGAUCCUCAACAUCAUCCUGCUUGUGCUCCCAGUCAUCAUCAUGUCGCUGGCGUACGGGAUGAUAUCAUACACGCUAUGGGCCGGCAUGAAACUCGACCAGCAGUCGGAAAAAGAGAAACAACAGAACAACGGUUGCUACAGCGAGUACGACUCUUCUAUCGCCCAGGAUACCGGAUGCAAAGGGCCGUUCGUAACGGAUUCCGACUUCUCCCACAAUACGUCAUCGUCCUCCAGCAGACCUUUCCGGCGUUUUGAGCUGCACCGCGCCAUGAGACAGUCCAACAGCGAGAAGAGCCGCGCGUCUAAACGACGAGUCAUCAAGAUGCUGUUCGCCAUCGUCCUCGAGUUCUUUAUCUGCUGGACGCCCACCUACAUCAUCACCACGUGGAUCGUCUUCGACAACGACAGCGCCAGACGUCAUAUCUCGCCAAUGGCGAAGAGUUUCGUCCAUCUUUUGUCUUAUGUGUCGUCGUGCUGCAACCCAAUCACGUACUGUUUCAUGAACCGGAACUUCCGGCAAGGCUUCGUGUCGGCCUUCCGGUGUUGCAGACGACGGUAUGUGUACGCGCGCCGAAACGAGAUGUCUUUUUCCGGUAACACUGCGUCUACCAGGACGGUGGUUGCCAGUCAAGUGACUAGCUACGACAAAAUACACGAGUCUGAUGAAAUAUCGGAAAAGAGUUUCUGAUAUGUUGUUUGUCCUUUAAAAAGAGUAAAUUGUAUAUUUUGA
Messenger RNA from Gigantopelta aegis, 1428 nucleotides. Its product is annotated as cholecystokinin receptor type A-like. Lineage: Eukaryota; Metazoa; Mollusca; Gastropoda; Neomphalida; Peltospiridae. The record is from RefSeq and is a predicted model, not a curated record. The transcript is spliced from 3 exons. Gene Ontology annotation, molecular function: neuropeptide receptor activity; gastrin receptor activity. The coding region runs from base 1 to 1386 and encodes 461 amino acids. Gene Ontology annotation, cellular component: membrane. Gene Ontology annotation, biological process: neuropeptide signaling pathway.